AUGCCCGCCGGUGACGUUACACCUACAGCAUCAGCGCCGGCCUCACCCAAAUCGGAGGCGAUCCACCCUUACUUUGACUACCGCGCCGAGCGAGCUCAUCUCAAUGUGCGCCCUCGCAUUGGAUGCAGAUUACUUUGAUGAACCGACACUGACAAGCUGCCACACCUCUCACAGGACCAAGGUGCCUUUACGGCCGAACUACACACGGCCGGAGCGCCGCCCGUGCUCACUUCGCAGGCCUCGCUCGAGGCGCUCGAGGCGCUCAACCCCUCCGCCGCCUCCGCUACGGUCCUGUCGUCGUCCUCGGCCUCGUCGUCGCAUUCCCGUACACGUUCUCGCUCGAUCCCCUACGACGACCUCACCUCACCCCGUAUUGCCAGCCUUGGACUCGGGUUGACCUCGGUCACGCCUUCGAGUCCGACCGCUUCGUCCUCGGGGGCGAGCCAGACGGGUUCCGCCUCUACGAGCCUCAACCGAGGCAGGAAGAACAGGGACAGUUUCAUCACCGACCAGCGACCACCUUUGCUCAAUCAAGAGUUGGAGAAUGCCGAGGAGAUUGACGAAGGUUUCACGGCGGGUGCGUAAUCCCUGUCCAUCCCUGCUCUUUCCCGUUGCCGCUCGUGGGCCCCCACUCCUCGAUUGGUUCAGGGAAGCUGACGGCAUACACGCUUCACCCCCCAGCCGACCCAACGGAACACAUCACCGCCGAGCUACAAUCCCUUUACAAAGGCUUCCAGCGAGCCAUCGACCUACGACAAAAGUACAUGACCCUGUCCCGCCAGCGCCUUUCGGACAACCCAGCCAACUACGACGGCGUGUACCAACCCGACGACGAGGCCCCAUCCAACGCGACACCCAAAUUCAAGCCUUGGAAGAUCCAUCCUCCUCCACCGACUCCGCAUUGGAAGGAACGGGACCCGUAUUCGGAAUCGACUGAGACGACCGAGGAGAUUGCCGAGCGCGAAGCCGAGAGGCGCAAGUUCCGUUGGGACGAGAUUGAGAUCCCGUCGUUGGAGAUGGAGCGUCAGCUAAAGAAAUACAAGAUGGAUGCGACGGGAGUGUAUCAAGUCUACAACGAGACUAGUGGUGCGUGCGGCGCAACAAUUAUAGAGUCUGGCGGGCCCUCUGAUGAGAGUUGUGGUCAUAUUUGUACAGUCUCGGAAACGACCACGGAGGAUGAAUCGGAGACGGGGAAGGAAACGCCGCUCUAUGUCGUGCCAACGAUCAAAGAGUACUUCCAAGACCUUGACGAGAUCCUGGCCAUCAUCUCAGAUGGGCCGGCCAAAUCUUUCGCCUGGCGUCGCUUGCGCUACCUUCAUUCCAAGUGGAAUCUCUACGUGCUCAUCAAUGAGUACCGGGAAUUGGCCGAGCUCAAGGUUGGUAACAUGGAUGCAGCGUUAUGCAACACGCCCAGUUCUCAGACUGACCUCCUAUUCCGUUGGAUUCGUGCAGCGAGUAUCGCAUCGUGACUUUUACAACGUGCGCAAGGUCGAUACCCACGUACACCACUCGGCGUCGAUGAAUCAGAAGCACAUGCUCCGGUUCAUCAAAAGCAAAAUGAAGCGCUGCCCGAAUGUGAGAGCGAUUUAUUAGUCGUUGCCUCCGUUUGGCCACUCACAUUGUUGUCACUCGAACAGGAGGUCGUCAUCUACCGAGACGACAAGUAUCUCACGCUCCGACAGGUAUUCGAAUCGCUCAACCUCACCGCGUACGACCUUUCAAUCGACACCCUCGACAUGCACGCUCAUCAAGAUUCAUUCCACCGCUUCGACAAGUUCAACCUCAAGUACAAUCCGCUUGGAGAGUCUCGCUUGCGUGAAAUCUUCCUCAAGACGGACAAGUGAGUGGGCUCUUCUCGUGAUGGAACAUACGGGACGCCAUGCUGACCUCGAAACCGGCUCUCAGCUUCGUAGAGGGUCGUUAUCUUGCCGAAAUCACACAAGGUUCCUAGCUCUUCUGGUCUUCUGAACACCUUCGAUUAAGCAUUGACCCAACCGGUUGUUGACCGUACCUUCGCAGAAAUCAUCAACGACUUGCAACACAGCAAGUACCAGAUGGCCGAGUAUCGCAUCAGUAUCUAUGGUCGGUGAGUAGUGUCGCGCAUAAGAGUUCUCCGUGCUCAUUCGUGCUUACGAUCGGUCCAACUCGCCAUUGUAGAAACGUCAACGAGUGGGACAAGCUUGCGAAAUGGGUCGUCAAAAACGAGCUCUUUUCGGACAACGUACGCUGGUUGAUCCAGAUUCCUCGCCUUUACGAUGUGUUCAAGAAGUCCGGAGGUGUGACCUCGUUCGAGGAGGUUGUCCGGAGUGAGUCAAAGUUGUCCCAUUUGGGAGCUGAGCACGAGCUCACGAGAAUCCUACACCGGACCCACUGUUGUAGAUAUUUUCGAGCCCUUGUUCGAAGUGACUCAAGACCCGACGUCUCAUCCCGAAUUGCACGUCUUCUUGCAACGCGUCAUUGGCUUCGAUAGCGUCGACGACGAGUCCAAGGUCGAGCGCAGGCUGUACCGAAAGUUCCCCUUGCCCAAGGACUGGAACACUGCUCAGAAUCGUAAGCUGAGCUCUUUGGCGUCAAGCCUGGAGCUAUGCUAACAUUCUGGUAACACGUUUUUCUUUCGGCAGCACCCUAUGCGUACUGGCUCUACUACCUCUACGCCAACAUCACCUCCCUCAACAAUUGGCGCCACGACCGGGGCUUCAGUAAGCUCUGUUCACCGCUGCCCCCACCUGAAAUCCCGGAGUUGACCUGACCUUCUGUCCGUAGACACCUUUUGGCUUCGACCUCACGCCGGAGAAGCCGGUGAUACCGAUCACCUUACUUCGGCAUUCCUCACCUCUCACUCCAUCUCGCACGGGAUCCUCCUGCGCAAGGUCCCCGCCUUGCAAUAUCUGUUCUACUUGCAGCAGAUCGGGGUAGGUCCUUCGAGUUCGAUCGGAUUCUUACGAGCUGGUGAAGUUGACAUCGAAAAGUUGAGACUUUCAAUAGAUCGCCAUGUCGCCUCUGUCCAACAAUGCCUUGUUCUUGACCUACGAGCGUAACCCGUUCCCUGACUUUUUCCGCACCGGUCUCAACGUAUCGCUCUCGACCGAUGAUCCGCUACAAUUCCAUUUUACCAAGGUGCGACAAAGCAUCUCCUCCCAUUACCACUCCGUCGUAGCUGACCUCCACCAACCCCUUUCCCCACUCCCAGGAACCCCUCCUCGAAGAAUACUCCGUCGCCGCGCAAAUCUACAAGCUCUCCCCCGCCGACAUGUGCGAACUCGCACGCAACUCGGUCCUUCAAUCCGGUUUCGAGAUGCAAGUCAAACGACAUUGGUUAGGAGAUGAUUGGUACCGCCCUGGACCGGAGGGGAAUUAUAUCCACAAGACGAAUGUGCCGAGUUUGAGGGUCGAGUAUCGCUAUGCGACGCUGUUGGAGGAAAGGGGGAUGGUGAGCCGGCUGAGCGUUACUAUGUUUACGAGCGAGAAUUAGACGACUGACAUUCUUUUGGAAUGCACUUUCUAGAUCGCCCAAUCAAGAACCUUCGAUGCCGAGCCUAAACCGUCUGGAUCACAACGCCCCGAACAGAAUCCCUUGCCGACGCACGAGGCCUUGGGUGCCGCAGCGAUGAUUGGAGGACCCAAAAGCAUGUGA
Microbotryum saponariae is the source of this 3634-nucleotide messenger RNA. Lineage: Eukaryota; Fungi; Basidiomycota; Microbotryomycetes; Microbotryales; Microbotryaceae. The record is from the annotation of a GenBank genome assembly.